Messenger RNA from Cryptococcus deneoformans JEC21, 1901 nucleotides. RefSeq lists its product as hypothetical. The transcript is spliced from 5 exons. NCBI's taxonomy places the organism in Eukaryota, Fungi, Basidiomycota, Tremellomycetes, Tremellales, Cryptococcaceae. Gene Ontology annotation, biological process: mRNA splicing, via spliceosome. Gene Ontology annotation, cellular component: nucleus. Bases 29 to 1825 code for a protein of 598 amino acids. The record is from RefSeq and is a predicted model, not a curated record.
UUUUCGAAAGUGUGACAAAUAAGACAGCAUGGAUCAAAACGCUUUCAGGUCUCUCCUUUCGGCCCCGCGUGCAGACGGAUCAAGUUCAUCUCGAGGGGUCCUUGGUGCACCUCCCCCCAAACGUGGAUGGGGUUUGAAGGCCAAAGAAGGGUAUGAGAAGAAAGAAGAGCCACCUAAAGAAAAGGAAAGCCGGCCUGCUUUCGCUCCUCGGCAGCAGAUGAAAAAGGACAGCAAAUACAAAGACAGAGCAGACCUACGUAGAAAAGGUGCCGACGAUGAGUUCAAAUCGGUGGAAAAGCUGCUUGAGGACUUUGAAGCUCGUAAAGCUAAUGCCACCGCCGAAGAGCUGGAAGCGAUUGAAAAGCAACGGGCCUAUCUUGGCGGCGAUGCUGAGCACUCAGUACUGGUAAAGGGCUUGGACUAUGCUUUACUCGCAGCCAGGAAAGCGGAGUUGGCGAGAGAAGAAGCAGAGGAUAUGGACGAGGAACUCGAGGAGCUUGGGAGAGGAUUGAAAGGCAAAAAGAACGCUGGCGCGAAAGAAGACGUUGUUGAGGAAGAGAAGGCCAAGCAGGAGACUCUUGGAAGAGGGUUCAAAUCCAUUGCCCAAAAGAAGGCUGAAGCAAAAGCUGCUGUAGACGAGAAAAAGAAGAAGAAAAAGAAGAAGAAGGCCAAAGUCGAAAACAUUGAUGCCCCUGCUCCCGCUGCGUCUCAGGACAUUGACAUGCCCAAGGAUACAGGAACAACAAAACCUGUCGAAGAAACUCAACCAGUGACGAAGUCAGCUCCUCCUCCACCUCCCGAAUCAGAUGAGGAUGAAGACAUUUUUGGUGAUGUUGGCGAAUAUGAUCUUAGAGCAGCUGCUGGGCCCGAGUCCGAUUCAGACGAUGAAGAUGAGGCAAUGAGCGUUGACACCAAAGAAAGCCACAGGGAAGGGAUGGUUUCGAGAGGAAGGAGUCGCAGUCGAUCAUUCUCUAGAGAUGGACCGUAUUCUCGGGACCGGUCUUUGUCAAGAAACCAUGGUUAUGGAAAGGGAUUAGGACCGAGAUCCCCUGGUAGGAGACAUUCGCCUGGAAAAAGGACGAGGUCAAGAUCGAGGGAGUACAGGUAUCUUUCAAGGUCAAGAUCAAGAUCAAGGGAAUAUUCCGGUCGACGGUAUACCCGGUCACCUUCAUACGACCGGUACGACCGUAGACGCUCCGUUUCACCAUAUCGGCGGCGCUCUCCUUCCCCAUACCGCCAACGUCGGCGUUCUCCUUACUCUCGUUCUCGUAGUCCCGUCUACAAAGAGGAUUACAAGCGUCGCAGAACAGCCUACGAUAGGUCAUCUUCCCCCAGGCGAAGGUAUGCUUCUCGAUCUCGAUCUCCCCCUCGCCACCGACAUCCACCUUCUCCUUCCCCAAAGAGUCGAUCUAUCUCCAGAUCGCCACCUGCCCCUGUUCGAGAGCGGUCUCGCACGCGUUCACUCUCUCCCAUCCUCAACUAUUCUUAUCCCCCUCUAUCUCCUUCCCGUUCUCCAUCUCCAUCUUCAGACGAGGGCACUGCUGCAGGCACCCGCCUACAACCUCUCGCUUCUUCUGCUAUCCCAUCUCUCAAAACCUUCUUGGCUGCUCAAGAUGCUGCGUCUAAAGAGGCGGAAAAGAAGGCAAAGAAGGCCAAAUGGCGAGCCCAGCAAGGAUUGCCUGCGCAGGAGGGUGAUGAGGGUGACUUUAAGUCUAGUAAGGGCAAGGACAUGAAUGAGAAGCAAAAGGCAAACCGAGAUUACCAGCUCUUGAUGAACAAAAUGAAUAAAGAGAAACAAGGGGAGAAGAGUGGCAACAAAGGAUGAGCUGAUAGAUAUACGGAUAUCAUAUGUACAACCUGCAAUGAUAUAUAUAUAUAUAUAUUAUAUAUAUAAUAUGUAU